UUAGCAACUAUAAAGAAGAGAACAUUCGUCCGCUUACUUUUGAGAACAUUAAACCAAAUUAUUAUAUACCACUUUUUCGGAACAAAAUAAUACGCCGAACUUAAAAAGUGAUCAAUUUUAUACUGAUUCAAUAUUAUAUUACGAUUGUAGUACUCCUCAUUAUUAUAUACCAUUGUAGAAAGGUGGAGAAAUAUUGCGAAAGUGCGACGAAAGAAUUAACGCUAAAAGCGAAGAAGUUUAAAGCAAUUUGGACAUUUGUUGAAAGUGUUGCAGUAAAUUAAAAUACUUGUAUCAUUGUGGUAUUAAAUUAAAUAAAAGUAAAGUAAUUGAAAUUAGGUGGUUGUUUGCGAAAAAAAGACUUGACCUAACUCCCCUCUCCCCGCGCGGGCCCUUGGGUUGGCAAUUGGAUUAUUUAGUUGAUUAAAUUCUAAAACUUGUCCUCGUGAGGCACUUUCUAUUAAACAAAAAUGAAUCUUUCAUUUGCUGGAUGUGGAUUUUUAGGCAUUUACCAUGUAGGUGUGGCAGUAUGUUUCAAAAAAUACGCACCACAUCUUUUGUUGGAGAAAAUUGGAGGAGCUUCUGCUGGCGCACUUUCAGCAUGCUGUUUACUUUGCGAUUUGCCGUUAGGCAGCAUGACAUCUGACUUUUUCCGUGUUGUCAACGAAGCUCGCCGUCAUUCUCUGGGCCCUUUUAGCCCUUCAUUUAAUAUACAAACUUGCCUAUUUGAGGGUUUACAAAAGCAUUUGCCAGAGGACGCGCACAAACGUGUUAGCGGACGUUUGCAUAUCUCCAUGACUCGAGUGCAUGAUGGCAAAAAUGUCAUAAUCUCUGAAUUUGAGUCACGCGACGAACUUUUGCAGGCCUUACUGUGUGCAUGCUUUAUUCCAGGCUUUUCGGGUAUAUUCCCGCCUCGAUUUCGUGGUGUACGCUAUAUGGAUGGAGCCUUCUCAGACAAUUUACCAAUAUUAGAUGAAAACACAAUUACUGUGAGUCCGUUCUGUGGCGAGAGCGAUAUAUGUCCACGUGAUCAAAGUUCGCAACUUUUUCAUUUGAAUUGGGCCAAUACGAGUAUAGAAAUAUCGCGACAGAAUGUUAACCGUUUUGUUCGUAUACUUUUCCCACCACGUCCGGAAUUUCUUUCAAAAUUCUGUCAGCAAGGUUUCGACGAUGCGAUGCAGUUCCUUCAUCGUAAUAAUUUAAUCAACUGUCGUCGUUGUGUGGCGGUCCAAUCAACAUUUGUAGUAUCAGAAACCGUGGCACAACCACAGGACUUUGAUCCAGAGUGUAGAGAAUGCAAAAAGCAUAGAAACGACGCUUUAAGCUCAAACAUGCCAGAGACUGUAUUGGAUGUCAUUCAGGAUUACAUAGAGCAAGCUAAUAAAGGAUUGGCGAAUUGGAUAUUUAAACAUCGUGGAAUAAAACUUUUGUCAUUACCAGCAACAGUACCGUUAGACUUCUUUAUGGCAACUGUUUCCAAGAUUACAACACUCACACCGAAAUUGAGCAAACACAUUCGCCACAGGAUAGAAACUAUUUUAAGAAGAUUAAAUGAUACUGUACACACCCGCAUUCUAAGCAAAUUCACGAUCUGUGAACCGCCACACUUCGAUACGACAGGUUUACUGCAUUCCAAACGGCUAUACGGACCAAGAGUAUCAAUAUUAGUUGAUGAAUGUGGUGCACCUUCGAUAGAAGGAGAUGUGGACAACUAUGAACAUGUUCUCAGAGUAACUACUCAUAACGAUGCACUCUAUGCCUAUUACUAUACCGACGAUCUUACGAAUAAAGUCAAAGUUACAGAAAUAUUUGAAAUUGACGAGGAAGAAAAACUAGCAACCGAUCCGAAAUUAUUCGAAGGCAUCGUUGAAGAUCAUCCAAACCCACAUCAACAUCAUCAUAAUGUUGUUAGUGAAUGGAAUGGAAUAGAGUCUGCGUUUUAUAUUGAUGAGUACGCGACUAACCAAAUGCCUUUCAAACGAGACAUUAUACGAAAAACUUCGACAAAUAAAAAUACGACUGGAUACGAGAAUGAAGACGAAUAUGCGAUUAUUAAUGAUAACAUUGUUGGCGAAGAAAUCGAAAGUGAGGUGUUCAGCGACCCAGAAGUUGACCACUACUUUGGCACACAACAGCAAAGAAAUAAUAGAGAUGGAGUAAGAGAUUUCUCCAAAGUUUUUGAUGGCGGCAAGCCCGACAGUUUUCAAAGGCAAUCGAGAUGAAUUAUGAACUAUAUAUAGCUAUACUUCCGAUGACUUGGAUAUAUAAGUAUACAAGCAAAUGGUUGUAUUGUUCUUGCCUUUAGUUAAAUAUAUUUAUAUUAAUCAAUUUUCGAAGAUAUUGGAAGUUCAAUUGUUAGCAAAUGGAAAAUAUCUUUCAAAUACUAUAAUUUGAAAUUAGGUUCGUUAAAAUAUAUAAAUGAAUCAAUUAUAAUACUAUUAAAUAUAAGCAUUGUAUGUAAGUAAUUAUAUCUAACUAUUUAGUAACGGUUUUUAUUUAUUAUAUCCGAAACAAUAUUGUGGACUUUCGAAACUCAUAAAUGUAAAGUAUUGUAUUUUUAUGCCAUAAUAGGUGAAGGUGUCCUAUAUGCGCAACCACCGGGACCUGAUGAUUUACAAUUAUUUGCGUAUAUUCGACACAAUCUUCACCACCAUGUUUAAUAAUCGAAGCAGUCUAAUGCUUUGCAUUAAUAACUUUGAAAGUAUACUAUUAUUGUGCUAUAUUGGAAUAGAAAAUAUUUUUGAAUUUAAAUAUGAACAGUUAAAAAAAUGUAUUACUUAAAUUUCAGGAAGUUUGUAACCUUGAAUUCGAUUUACUCAGUAUAGCAAACACAAGGCUGAUCACCUAGUGAUUAUAUACUUCGUAUUUUGAAUCUAACUUUUUGAUAUUACACUAUAUCGGAAUAUUUAACUAUAUAUUAUUUCAGAAGUGAAGUAAUGUAUUCUUAUUUUAAGAAUUUCGGGUAUAUAGAUUCUCUUAAGACAUUUUCAAAAAUAUGUAAGCCAGUUUUCUAACAUAAAAUAUAUUUAUUUCUUAAAAUGAGUUGAAACUUAUUGCUGGCCUAUACGCUUAAGACAAAUAAAUCCAUAUUAUAUAUACA
Molecule: messenger RNA, 3097 nt
Organism: Zeugodacus cucurbitae (melon fly)
Lineage: Eukaryota; Metazoa; Arthropoda; Insecta; Diptera; Tephritidae
Gene: bmm
Product: 1-acylglycerol-3-phosphate O-acyltransferase Pnpla3
Exons: 8
Coding region: 468-2219 (583 amino acids)
Biological process (GO): triglyceride catabolic process; lipid homeostasis
Cellular component (GO): lipid droplet; cytoplasm; membrane
Molecular function (GO): triacylglycerol lipase activity
Source: RefSeq, a predicted model, not a curated record